GACCAGAAGUACCGUACCGUACCGUACGAUACAGUCCACGACUACGUACUGCAGCGUGACAAAUAUUAUUUUUUUAAACAAAAAUCUAGCGUUGGGUAAGUAAAGUACAGUACUGUAUUGAUUUAUGAUAGUUUCAACGUACAUAUGGUACCGUACAUUACAACUGUAAGUGGGUGCGGUAUCGUAGGGUAUGUACUGUGUACCGCCCAUUAAACGAUCAUACUAAAAUUAUGAAGUUCAGUACUGUACGUACUAGAAAUGAACUAAAUAUAUCACGACAUACGUUUCUUCCUACUGUACGAUUCAAGGCAGGUAAAGUACUACCGGUAAAUUUAUGACCCCUUGCCUGAGUACAAGAAGCUUCGCGUAUCGUCAUCAUGUGGUCUUUUUCUCUCCCAUGGUUUUCUCGUUCCUGGAUUCCUGAAAAUCCAAAUAUCCAUAUCGGUACUUGUACAUCAUGACCCCUGACUUAAAGGACGUAAAGAAAGUACGGUACUCGUACUUUACCGUUAGCCUAACGGUACAGCCGGUAUCAAGCUCUGCUUGUAAGAUUAUCUACUGGUAUGGGUAAACGAAUCGAACGGUAUCGUACGAUGGUAUGGCUCCGAGCAGAACAUACAGGGUACUACGGUUGCGUACUUCKUAUGGUGGUACUUACAUACUAUCGGUAUGUCGGUAUGUAUUGUCCCGGGCGUGAUUUCCAUAGCAUUCAAACAGUCGUUCUCAGAUUGAUUCUUGUGCACUCGUAACAGAAGCAUACGGUGUCRCACUCAUUCCGAACGUAUCGUGUCCUUGCCAUCGCAACCCAUCCAUACGCACAAUUCCUUAGUAUCGUAGAURCCGUUAUCAUGAUUGAGGUGCUUUUGAACGACAGGCUGGGAAAGAAAGUGCGCGUCAAGUGCAACGAAGACGAUACCAUAGGGGAUUUGAAGAAACUCGCUGCAGCCCAGCUUGGAACACGCCCGGAAAAAUUGAAGAUUCAGAAAUGGUAUACCGUCUACAAAGGUGUGUGGUAUUUUCUUYUAGAAGGCUUGCAGUGCCGAACGCAUGUGUCCGGGUGGUGGAGAAAUGCRAUGGGUGGUAUCCCCGCCUCGACACGGACAACAUUYGACAAGAUAAUUGCACCAGCGACUCACUGACCAUGUCAUGAUUGCCAUUUUUUCAUUGCAMCCUUUGCCGUCGAAAACAGAUCACAUCUCGCUGGAAGACUACGAAAUCCACGACGGGAUGAGCCUCGAAUUGUAUUACCAAUGAUGGACGGGUUUUGUUCCAUUCUAUAGACGAGGGGAAUCUAGAAAUAAUUCUUGGAAAUUUGU
Molecule: messenger RNA, 1316 nt
Organism: Pseudo-nitzschia multistriata
Lineage: Eukaryota; Bacillariophyta; Bacillariophyceae; Bacillariales; Bacillariaceae
Source: the annotation of a GenBank genome assembly